This is a messenger RNA of Laccaria bicolor S238N-H82, 1281 nucleotides long. RefSeq lists its product as uncharacterized. NCBI's taxonomy places the organism in Eukaryota, Fungi, Basidiomycota, Agaricomycetes, Agaricales, Hydnangiaceae. The record is from RefSeq and is a predicted model, not a curated record. The coding region runs from base 1 to 1281 and encodes 426 amino acids. The transcript has a single exon. Gene Ontology annotation, molecular function: protein binding.
AUGCAAUCUAUAUUCCAUUCGCCAAGCAUGGAGGCCAGGAUGCUCGCAUCGGCCAUCGCGAAAUCCUUCGGAGAUCCUCAUGAACGUCUUAUUAUACCUUUCGUCUUCCUUUCCGCACAUCACGAUAUGACCGAAGAUAUUUUCACGGAGAUCAUGCAAAUGUUAGCCAGGCGCAAGGUCAAACCCAAGGUCUUGCUGCAACUAACCAACUACUACAUAACAGCCCAAAGUGACGGUUUUGUACCCGCUCCAGACUUAGCAGCGAUUUGGUUUCGUGCCCAGUUUCUGACCGAGGGCGCGGACGCUGCUCUGGUUGCUCUGAAGGAGUAUAGCAUGUGCUCCACCAACAGGGACCUCCUGCCAUAUACCACCCUCUUGUCGACUAUAAACGAUGUUUCACUCAAUGAUGCUGGCUCCGUUGAGCAAAUUUUGCUCAUCAUGGAUCACGCUCAGCUCACCCUAGACCUCACCGUCUUCAAUGCUCUUUUGCGCAGAGAACACAGACUCAACCACAGCUCAUCUGCUUUCACAGUGUAUGCCUCCCUCAAAGAAAUGGCUGACAGUGGAGUUCUACCAAACGAGGAAACCUACGCCAUGUUAUUCAGCUUACUCAGAAGUCGUCGUCCAAGAGUCUCGAAGAAACCCCCAUCUGGAUUUUACCCCCCUCGCUCCCUAUUUCGCGACAUGAUUGAUACAACGAUGCACCCAGAACACCCCCUGAUGCUCAGCUCAUCGCUGUUAACCGUCGCGCUCCGCGCUUUCCUCCAACAUCGUGAUUAUCCUGCUGCUCUAGUCGCAGUCAACACAUUCGAUCAACACCGCAUAGAUGUACCCAUAGAAGCCUACUAUGUCACUGUCAAACAUAUUGUUCACCGAAUCUGGGCUGAAGUACGUGAAAACCGAAUACUUGGUUCGAAAUUGUGGUGCGACCACUUCUUGGGCGUCAGCGCGCCGACCAGUAUAAGAGAUGUGGAGGCUCUGGAGGAGCAGCUCUCAGAGGGUCUCGUGGAUAAAAUUCUGAAUUUUACCCGGCAGGACAAAAUGAGUAUUUUGAACGUACGCUUUUUCAGAAGCAUUCCAACUGAGGUCCCAGUAUACACGGCGCCCACUUUGGCGGAACUAGAACAGGUGGAGGAUCCGCUCCCGGAGAUCAAGUAUCAUUCAAAGCCUCUGGAACGGUUGUUGGAAAGAGCCAUUGUUGCGACAUUUAUUCCCCAACAUCGAAAGGGUUUGGAAGACGCUGUGCAGGUUGCCAGGGCAGAAAUGACUCCGCCCAUAUAA